AUGAUUGACCACUUCUCCAAAUACGUGAUAGCAGUAGCUCUCCCAAACUGCAAAGCUACUACCGUUGCACAAGCUAUUAUGGAUCGCUGCAUCCUUAAGUAUGGGGUUAUGUCGCAACUAAUUUCAGGUAACGCACCAUACUUCCGAGGGGAAGUCAUGGCAGAACUAGGUAAACAAUCACUUCCGCCACGUAGUGGCACUCGACCGACAAUAUCGUUUCCACAGCAAUCAGUGGAUCUUCCCUCGACAUCACGAGCUCAACCCACCGCGCUUAACCCUCCACCGCCCAGACAGCCUCCACAGGACCAACAGCGUAUCAAUCGACCGCCACAGCACCCUGCAAGAGGGCCUGCGCAAGCCGAAUGGCUACAACGACGAACCCCAGAUGACUAUUGGCAUUAUCUAAUGGGCAUGCACCCAUGGACACGCCACGUCAAACCACGGCCACUUCUUCGCGAAGACCUCACCGAAGCUCAGAUCUCCAAUGUCUUGCCGGAAGACACAUACAGACAGGUUCCCCACCUUAAACAUGUCAUCAUCUUUUCCAUCGCAUCCAAAAACCUCGUUUUGGAAGCCAAGGAUUUCUUCGUCUUUAUGCCGGACCGUCGCAAACUACACUGCAUCCUGUUAGACCAGUUCUCCUUCAACAUCGAGAACAACGCGUACGGUUACGACAAAGCUUUAGUCUCGAUGAAGGACUUCGUAUGGGUCUAUGAUAGAACCGCGCACGGCAGCCCUCAAAAUCAAUUCCGCGUUCUUCUUCCGAGCUGCAACUUUGCCUUCGUCACCCCAGCCGUCUGGUCGGAACGCCAUAGCGCCGUCGUACUGGACCCCGCCCGUAGAGGCGAAUUUCUAAACACUGCUAACAACUUCAAGCUGGCCAUCGAGGGAGCAGGUCCAAGAAGACGAGAUCCUCUUCUCUCAGAGUCGACGUCAAGUAUCUUCAGCAGUACGCUUCUCGGAGCCCCCAGCAUCCCGGACGGCACGAGAUGGUUGUGCAGACAAGUGGAGUACUUCUUCCCCGCGUAUCCGGAUGAGGGUAUGGCUACAUUGGCAGUUAUGAAGGCCCAAGAUGAUGAUGCCGAACGGUUUUGCGACAGAACGGGUCCGUUCAACAACCUGAUCGACAAACAUGACCAGGCCAUCAGACGGAUGUUUAAUGUCUACAGCAUGGCUUGUGCUGCUCUGGCCGCCUACACCACAAUGUAUGAUGACCACAGGACUCACAGAAUAACCAGCACCUUUCCAUCACUCACGUCCUAUCCUCUGCAAAUAGAGAUCACCCUGCCGGAUAUGUCAGGCGCAGGACGAUAUACCAAGGUCGAAAUCGAGGAGGCCACAUUCUUACCAGAAAGCAUGGUUUUAUCAGCUUACAUCCAGACUCACGACACCAUGGUACAAGAGGUACGCGGAGUCGGAAGUAUGGUAGGAACUCCUGCCUUCCUAGACCUAUAUGUCAAGUUUGCGCGAAUUCCAGAAAAGGCCAACCCGGCAUUUGAGGCAAUAGCACGAAUGAAGAUUCACGAGGAUCUUCGAGAAGCGGGAGGAGACACUAUGCUUAUCGACCUCGCCUAUGGAGCGACCACACUGGGAUGUAUGACGGAAGAAGAGGCAGCGCAAGUGGAAGAAGUCCCGGUCAUCGACACGGUCACAAUCCACGUCGCCUUCUACACCUCACCAAGGACCAACAAGAAGCCCUGA
Cylicocyclus nassatus is the source of this 1701-nucleotide messenger RNA. Lineage: Eukaryota; Metazoa; Nematoda; Chromadorea; Rhabditida; Strongylidae. The record is from the annotation of a GenBank genome assembly.